UGUAAAUCAGUGAAUUACAUAAUAUUCUCUGAUUUAAAUUUUUUACAAUUAUUUCGGUAUAUUAUAUUUGGCGAUAAGUAGGUACCUAACUAAGUAUUGGUAAGGUUUACAAUUUUUGCAGCUCUGUACGUACUUUGUGCCCCUGUCUCUGCUAUAAGCACCUGAUAAAAUAUGCAGCGUGACAAAGACUCCGAACUAUUGUUCAGUGCUAAAAAAAAGCCCAGGCCAAGUUUUUACAACGUUCCUUCGUUCAGCCGCCUCAGUGUCGCAAGUCAUAGUCGUUUCAACCUUUCCGAAUUCGAAUCGGAUAUAAAUGUAUUUAUAAAAGAAUAUAAACAAAGGAUAAAGCAACAACAAGCUAAUGAGGAAGAGAAUGCUUCUUCGCCUUUUAUUUCCUUUGCCGAUAAUCGAAUUGAUGUAUCAGAUUUAGAGUGGCUUUUGGAUAAUGAACAGAGAUUCUAUAGACACACUCCGAACAAAGAUAUUUUGAAGUUCAGCUUCUUGUCUGAAUUGGGGUUCAUCAAUUGUAUGGCGUAUUCUUUGGACGGUGAAUAUAUCAUAGUUGGACAUUCUUCCGGAAUAAUACAGAUGCGUCACGGCACUACUGGGGUAGUCCUAUGCACACUUCGUAAUAUCCAGUUCCCGCCCAAACCCAUCUACGCGUUGACAUUCAACCCAGGAGAAGAGAGGGUUUGCUAUGCAGCUUGUAUGGAUGGCAACAUUUAUAGGAUUGAUAUACCUAAUAUUGCGCCUCCAGAAAGCCAAGCGAAGGCUUGUAUCCGCGCCGACCCCGCAUUGGAAUGCCUCAACACGCAAUUCUACGGAGCUCCCCCACUGAUUUCCUAUGCCUCGCCAUAUAUAUCACAAAGAUCCGCUGCUCUCGCGGUCGGGAUAACUGCGGACCAAACAAAGAUGGCGGUAGGAUAUGCGGACACUUCGAUAAAAGUCUACGACAUGGAAACCCAAGAGACCUUACAAACAUACAAAGUUCAUAAGCUGCGCCUGCAAUUCAUUCCUAAGAAGUUGCAACGGAUGCACUUUGGACAAGUGGUCGCUCUGAAAUGUCAUGAUGUGAAUCCCACCAUGUUCGCCUCUGCAGCUUGGGAUAACACCCUGAGGAUUUGGGAUGUCCGAUGUCCAGUAGGUUGUGUCAUGACAUUCGAAGGAGUAAACGUAUGCAGUAAUAGUAUCGAUUUGAACAGAGAUCACUGCCUAACCGGGAGCUGGCAGCCGACAGAAGCGUUGACAGAGUGGGACCUGACAGCGAGGAAGAGGCUCAAUCUCAUCAGGGUACAGAACAGAAGACCUGAUAUAGACGGGGAGUACAUCUACGCCUGUCGGUAUUGGCGGUCGCAAAAGUACAACCGCAAAGGCAAGUACGGUAUCAUCGGCGGCAGCGGGACCAACUGCUUAGAAGUUAUUAACCUCCACAACCGCUACAUCAGCUGCUCCUACCCAGCCCCAGGCACUGUCCUGGCUGUCACCAGCCAUGAAGAGAAGAUAGCCUUCGGCGGGACUUCUCCUGUCUUCAACAUAGUCACCUUCCACGACCCCAAACACGAGACUUACGAAGUACCAGAUGAGGUCGACUUUGGAAAUCCAAUCAUGACGUUUUACGAUGAUGAAGAAGAUGAAGUUAUGGCGAAAGAAAGCGUUUUGAAUAUAGAGACUAAAUCUGUAUAAAUUGGAAAAUUGUGUCAAGGUCACGUUUCUGCUAGUUUUAAAUAAUCAGUGAUUUCUGAUUCAUUGAAAAGUUGCGACAUAAUCUUCAUCAUAAUCUUAAUAUAUAUUUUUUCUUAUUUAAUAUUUACGUAGUGAUAUUUAUUGUUAUACUUAAUUGCUUUUAAAAUAAAUGAUUCAUAUGAUAGAGUUAUAUUUAUAACAGGUUAGCUUCGCGCCUGCGUUUAUUUUGUACGUCAUAACUCGGGAUCUAAGCAACGUAUCGAGCGAUAUUUCAUCGUUCGAUACGUUGCUUAAUUUCUAUACCAGAUUUUGAAAUUAGACUUUCCGCUCCAAUUCCAUCUAGUAGUUUUUGCAUGAUGAGCGAAUGAAGAUACAGAAAGACAGACAAAAAUUCUAAAAAAAGAAAUAUUUUGGUUCUAUUUUCCCCAUAAAUAUUUUCCUUAAUAUCUCCUAUGUACAGACAUAGCCAACUUACAGUUUUAUUAUAUGCAUAGAUAAUAUGCUAAAAGUAUACAAGAGGACGCAAUGUCAAACUAUGUCAAUAGUUGCUAUUAUUAUUAAGGCACUUUCAAAAGGGUCCACAAAAAUUGUUGAGGCAGUCAUUGAAUGGCUGAGCAAAAAUUUACUAUCUCCUUAGUGCUUCGGACGACACAAUAGGUCGUUGGUCUCGGCAAUACUUGCAGUUAUUAGGUACCAUCAUUCGGUAUUCAGCCCGCGUUUUGGUUCAUGGGCCGUUCUUCUUAUUCAUUCAUUCCCGAUGAUUGGAGAUAAAAAAAUAGCUGAUAAGGAUGAUGUAGUAACUCAGCUAUCGACUGAUUUGUAUAUAGCGUCAACGAUUAUUACAUCACAAACGUAUAGGUUUCUGAUAUUAAGACAUGUCUAGUCACUUUACCUAUUAAUAUACUCAAAUACAUAUUACAUCUAUCAAAUUUGUGGUAAAGUUCUUGCCACUGAAGCGGAGAGGUCAUGAUGGAAAAUGAUAUUUUUCUGAUUGGCCCGGGUCUUGGAUCUUUAUCUAUAUAUAUAUAUGUAUUUGUUAUAAAAUAUAGUAUCGUUGAGCUAGUAUCCCAUAACACAAGUCUCGAGUUUACU
This is a messenger RNA of Plodia interpunctella (Indianmeal moth), 2775 nucleotides long. RefSeq lists its product as uncharacterized. The transcript is spliced from 8 exons. Lineage: Eukaryota; Metazoa; Arthropoda; Insecta; Lepidoptera; Pyralidae. Gene Ontology annotation, molecular function: protein binding. Bases 172 to 1683 code for a protein of 503 amino acids. The record is from RefSeq and is a predicted model, not a curated record.